GCGGCGGCGGCGCGCGCGGGGCGCCGGUUGCGGGGCGUGGCGGCUGGGGCCUGGGAGCUGGGCCAGUGUGGGGCUCGGGGGCGCGUCCACGUGGCUGGAGGGCGGCCACUCCGAGCCAGCGGCGGCGGAGAGACAGGCCCGUCCCUGGGCGCAGCCGCCGGCCAUGCCCGCUGUUUGUCUCCUCUCACUGCUCGUCCUUGCCAUGGGGGGGGCCCUGGGCAGCAGCAGGCCCUUCCCUGCCUUCUCGGUGACAGACACUACCCUCACCCACCUGGCGGUACACCGGGUGACUGGAGAGGUGUUUGUGGGCGCAGUGAAUCGUGUCUUCAAGCUGUCCCCCAACCUGACCGAGCUGCGGGCCCAUGUCACGGGGCCUGUUGAGGACAAUGCUCGCUGCUACCCACCCCCCAGUAUGCGUGUGUGCGCCCAUCGCCUGGCGCCUGUGGACAACGUGAACAAGCUGCUGCUCAUAGACUAUGCAGCCCGCCGCCUGGUGGCCUGUGGCAGCAUCUGGCAGGGCAUUUGCCAGUUCCUGCGCCUCGAUGACCUCUUCAAGCUGGGCGAGCCCCACCAUCGCAAGGAGCACUACCUGUCGGGGGCCCGGGAACCCGACUCCAUGGCUGGCGUCAUUGUGGAACAGGGCCAGGGGCCCAGCAAGCUGUUUGUGGGCACUGCUGUGGAUGGCAAGUCUGAGUACUUCCCCACUCUGAGCUCUCGAAAGCUCAUCGGUGAUGAGGACAGUGCCGACAUGUUCAGUCUGGUGUACCAGGAUGAGUUUGUCUCCUCACAGAUCAAGAUCCCCUCAGACACAUUGUCCUUGUACCCUGCUUUUGACAUCUACUAUAUCUAUGGCUUUGUGAGUGCCUCCUUUGUGUACUUCCUGACGCUGCAGCUGGACACCCAGCAGACGUUGCUGGACACAGCAGGCGAGAAAUUCUUCACAUCCAAGAUCGUGCGCAUGUGCGCGGGGGACUCGGAGUUCUACUCAUACGUGGAGUUCCCCAUUGGCUGCUCCUGGCGCGGCGUGGAGUACCGCUUGGUGCAGAGCGCCCACCUGGCCAAGCCCGGCCUGCUGCUGGCCCAGGCCCUGGGUGUGCCAGCUGACGAGGAUGUCCUCUUCACAGUCUUCUCUCAAGGCCAGAAGAACCGGGCCAGCCCACCGAGGCAGACCAUCCUCUGCCUCUUUACCCUCAGCAACAUCAAUGCCCACAUCCGGCGCCGCAUCCAGUCCUGCUAUCGCGGGGAGGGCACACUGGCCCUGCCUUGGCUGCUGAACAAGGAGCUGCCCUGCAUCAACACUCCCAUGCAGAUAAAUGGAAACUUCUGCGGGCUGGUAUUGAACCAGCCACUGGGUGGCCUGCACGUGAUUGAGGGGCUGCCCCUGCUGGCUGACAGCACUGAUGGCAUGGCCAGUGUGGCUGCCUACACCUACCACCAGCACUCCGUGGUCUUCAUUGGCACUCGCAGUGGCAGCCUGAAGAAGGUGCGGGUCGAUGGCUCCCAGGAUGCCCAUCUGUACGAGACAGUGCCCGUGGUGGAUGGCAGCCCCAUACUCCGAGACCUCCUCUUCAGCCCUGACCACCGGCACAUCUACCUCCUGAGUGAGAAGCAGGUGAGCCAGCUCCCAGUGGAGACCUGCGAGCAAUACCUGAGUUGUGCAGCCUGCCUGGGCUCGGGGGACCCGCACUGUGGUUGGUGUGUGCUGCAGCACAGAUGCUGCCGCGAAGGGGCUUGUCCAGGUGCCUCAGCCCCUCAUGGCUUUGCCAAGGAGCUGAGCAAAUGUGUUCAGGUGCGGGUCCAGCCCAACAACGUGUCGGUGACAUCACCUGGGGUGCAGCUCACUGUGGCCAUGCGCAACGUGCCAGACCUCAGCGCAGGUGUGAGCUGUGCCUUUGAGGAGGUGACGGAGAACGAGGCCAUCCUGCUGCCCUCUGGGGAGUUGCGCUGUCCCUCGCCCUCCCUCCAGGAGCUCCGGACGCUCACCAGGGGGCACGGGGCCACCCGCACUGUGCGGCUGCAGCUGCUCUCCAAGGAGACCGGCGUGAGCUUUGCAGGGGCCGACUUUGUCUUCUACAACUGCAGUGUUCUCCAGUCGUGCAUGUCCUGCGUCGGCAGCCCUUACCCCUGCCACUGGUGUAAGUACCGCCACGUGUGUACCAGCCACCCCCACGAGUGCUCCUUCCAGGAGGGCAGGGUCCACAGCCCUGAGGGCUGCCCUGAGAUCCUGCCCAGCGGGGACCUCCUGAUCCCGGUCGGUGUCAUGCAGCCUCUUACCUUGCGGGCCAAGAACCUGCCGCAGCCCCAGUCGGGCCAGAAGAACUACGAGUGCGUGGUCCGGGUGCAGGGCCGGCAGCAGCGGGUGCCUGCUGUGCGCUUCAACAGCAGCAGUGUGCAGUGCCAGAAUGCCUCGUACUCCUAUGAAGGCGAUGAGUAUGGUGACACCGAGCUGGAUUUCUCUGUGGUCUGGGAUGGAGAUUUCCCCAUCGACAAGCCUGCCACCUUCCGAGCUCUCCUGUACAAGUGCUGGGCCCAGCGACCUAGCUGUGGUCUCUGCCUCAAGGCUGACCCCCGCUUCAACUGCGGCUGGUGCGUCUCAGAGCACAGGUGCCAGCUGCGGGCCCACUGCCCAGCACCCAAGACCAACUGGAUGCACCUGAGCCAGAAAGGCACCCGCUGCAGCCACCCUCGCAUUGCCCAGAUCCACCCACUUAUGGGGCCCAAGGAGGGAGGUACCCGGGUCACCAUCGUGGGCGAGAACCUGGGCCUCACCUACCGAGAGGUGGGCCUGCGGGUGGCCGGCGUGCGCUGCAACUCCAUCCCUGCCGAGUAUGUCAGCGCUGAGAGGAUUGUGUGUGAGAUGGAGGAGUCGCUGGUGCCCAGCCCGCCGCCGGGGCCUGUGGAGCUCUGUGUAGGCGACUGUUCCGCGGACUUCCGCACGCAGUCUGAGCAGCUCUACAGCUUCGUGACCCCAAUGUUCAACCAUGUGAGUCCCAGUCGGGGCCCAGCUUCUGGAGGCACACGGCUCACCAUCUCCGGUAGCUCUCUGGAUGCUGGCAGCAGAGUUGCAGUGACUGUGAGAGACGGCGAGUGCCAGUUUGUGAGGAGAGAUGCCGAAGCGAUUGUGUGUAUCUCGCCCGUCUCCACCCUGGGCCCCAGCCAGGCCUCCAUCACCCUGGCUAUAGACCGUGCCAACAUCUCUAGUCCUGGAGUCCUCUACACCUACACCCAGGACCCCACUGUCACUCGCCUUGAGCCCACCUGGAGCAUCAUCAACGGAAGCACUGCCAUCACUGUGAGUGGGACUCACCUGCUGACAGUCCAGGAGCCCCGAGUCCGGGCCAAGUACCGAGGCAUUGAAACCACCAAUACGUGCCAGGUGAUCAACGACACUGCUAUGCUGUGUAAGGCCCCCGGCAUCUUCCUGGGGCGGCCCCAGCCGCAGGCCCAGGGCGAGCACCCUGACGAGUUUGGCUUCCUGCUAGACCACGUGCAGACAGCCCGCUCUCUCAACCGAUCCUCUUUUACCUACUACCCCGACCCCAGCUUCGAGCCACUUGGGCCCUCCGGCGUCCUGGACGUCAAACCUGGCUCCCACGUAGUGUUAAAGGGCAAGAAUCUGAUCCCUGCAGCAGCCGGCAACUCCCGUCUCAACUACACAGUGCUGAUUGGGGGCCAGCCGUGUGCACUCACCGUCUCGGACACACAACUCCUGUGCGACUCACCCAGCCAGACGGGCCGGCAGCCUGUCAUGGUGCUGGUGGGUGGCCUGGAGUUCUGGCUGGGCACCCUGCACAUCACGGCCGAGCGAGCGUUGACCCUGCCGGCCAUGGUGGGGCUGGCAGUGGGCGGUGGGCUCUUGCUGCUGGCCAUCACCGCUGUGCUGGUCGCCUACAAGCGCAAGACUCAGGAUGCUGACCGCACACUCAAGCGGCUCCAGCUACAGAUGGACAACUUGGAGUCCCGCGUGGCCCUAGAAUGCAAGGAAGCCUUUGCCGAGCUGCAGACAGACAUCAACGAGCUGACAAACCAUAUGGACGGCGUGCAGAUCCCUUUCCUGGACUACCGGACCUAUGCCGUGCGCGUACUCUUCCCAGGCAUCGAGGCCCACCCAGUGCUCAAGGAGCUGGAUACCCCGCCCAAUGUCGAGAAGGCCCUGCGCCUCUUCGGGCAGCUGCUGCACAGCCGGGCCUUCGUGCUUACCUUCAUCCACACGCUGGAGGCCCAGAGCAGCUUCUCCAUGCGGGACCGUGGCACCGUGGCUUCGCUCACCAUGGUGGCAUUGCAGAGCCGCCUCGACUAUGCCACAGGGCUGCUCAAGCAAUUGCUGGCGGACCUCAUAGAGAAAAACUUAGAAAGCAAGAACCAUCCAAAGCUGCUAUUGCGCAGGACUGAGUCAGUGGCUGAGAAGAUGCUUACCAACUGGUUCACUUUCCUGCUGCAUAAGUUUCUGAAGGAGUGCGCCGGGGAGCCGCUUUUCCUGCUUUACUGCGCCAUCAAGCAGCAGAUGGAGAAGGGCCCCAUCGACGCCAUCACGGGCGAGGCGCGCUACUCCCUGAGCGAGGACAAGCUCAUCCGGCAGCAGAUUGACUACAAGACGCUGACCCUGCACUGUUUAUGCCCGGAGAGUGAGGGGAGCCCUCAGGUCCCAGUGAAGGUUCUCAACUGCGACAGCAUCACCCAGGCCAAAGACAAGCUGCUGGAUGCUGUGUACAAGGGCAUCCCAUACUCCCAGCGCCCCAAAGCUGAGGACAUGGACCUAGAAUGGCGCCAGGGCCGCAUGGCCCGCAUCAUCCUCCAGGAUGAGGAUGUCACCACCAAGAUCGAGUGUGACUGGAAGAGGGUCAACUCACUGGCCCACUACCAGGUGACAGAUGGUUCCGUGGUAGCACUGGUGCCCAAACAAGUAUCUGCCUAUAACAUGGCCAACUCCUUUACCUUCACCUGCUCCCUCAGCCGCUACGAGAGCUUGCUCCGCACAGCCAGCAGCCCCGAUAGCCUCCGCUCUCGGGCGCCCAUGAUCACGCCCGACCAGGAGACAGGCACCAAGCUGUGGCACCUGGUAAAGAACCAUGACCACGCCGACCACCGCGAGGGGGACCGUGGCAGCAAGAUGGUCUCAGAGAUCUACUUGACACGGCUGCUGGCCACUAAGGGCACCCUGCAGAAGUUUGUGGACGACCUCUUUGAGACCGUGUUCAGCACAGCGCACCGGGGCUCGGCCCUGCCCCUGGCCAUCAAGUACAUGUUUGACUUCCUGGAUGAGCAGGCCGACCAGCGCCAGAUCAGUGACCCCGAUGUGCGGCACACCUGGAAGAGCAACUGCCUGCCCCUGCGCUUCUGGGUGAACGUGAUCAAGAACCCGCAGUUUGUGUUCGACAUCCACAAGAGCAGCAUCACAGAUGCCUGCCUGUCGGUGGUAGCCCAGACCUUCAUGGACUCCUGCUCCACGUCCGAGCACCGCCUGGGCAAGGACUCCCCUUCCAACAAGCUGCUCUACGCCAAGGACAUCCCCAACUACAAGAGCUGGGUGGAGAGGUACUACCGGGACAUUGCAAAGAUGGCAUCCAUCAGCGACCAGGAUAUGGAUGCCUACCUGGUGGAGCAGUCCCGACUCCACGCCAGCGACUUCAAUGUCCUAAGUGCACUCAGCGAGCUCUAUUUCUAUGUCACCAAGUACCGCCAAGAGGUUCUCACCGCUCUGGACCGAGAUGCGUCUUGUCGGAAGCAUAAGUUGCGCCAGAAGCUGGAACAGAUCAUCACUCUCCUGUCCAGCAACAGUUAAGGGUGGCGGAACCGGUGAGGAGGGGCCUUUUCGGUCCUGAGCUGUCCUCCCGUUGAGGGGGGCGGCUCACGCCUGGGUCUGGGGGCUGAGCCCUGGAUCGGGUGGCACGGGGGAGGUCACUGGGCCAGUGUGCCCCUGGCACACCUGGGCCCCCUUCAUUAGUGCCUUGCUUUGGGCCCCACCGGGGUGGGGGCUGGGGGCGGAGGGGGAGAGGAUGACAGGACCAAGCCCCGCACCCCAGCAGCAGCAAUACCCUUAGCCUCCUGCCCUUGUGCCCAGGUGUUGCCACGGCCCCUGCCUUCCUUGCUAUUUAUACCCCCAACCACCUAUUUAUUUAAUUUACCACCACCUCACUGUCUCCAUCUGUAAAUACGUGUCACCCCUGGCAUGUUGCCAACUUCACUGACCUUCUCUCCUUGAGUCGUCCUGGCUCCCUUGUGACGUUGUCAGCCUUGGCCUAGCCUCUGGCACCUCACCCUUGCCAUGGCUGGCCCCACCCAUACCAGGAAGGCAGCCUCGGUGCCAGCAGCACUUGGGGUGGGAUGAUGCACCUGAAGCCGCCUUCAGACUGUGGCUGUGCCCAGGGGUCCCCCUGCAGCUGGGCCACAGCAUCUCCCUUCAGACUUCUCGGGAGUUGGCCUGUCCUGUACAGGGCCCUGCUCUCUCUCAGACCCUGGAGAGCUAGAACCAGGCUUGUGCCGGGGCCUGACCUGGGCCCAGGGACUCCGGCUCUCCUUCCCCCGGCCCUACUGCCAAACGUCCUCAGUGUUGUCUGCACUUGCCCCCGACCCCCUUGUCCUCAGCUGCCCUGUCCUGCGCCCGCCCCAAGGGGCUGAGGCGGCAGUGCCUUAGUCCUUUGUCCUUCUGCCUCCUGUGAGGAAUCAGGCCCUGUCUCGCAGUCCUGGAAACUCCAUUCUCUCCUCUUUUGUUGCAUGAGUUCUUCUUUGUUCGUGUAAUUUUUUUUCCUAAUUAAAUGUUGGGAAAAUAGA
Messenger RNA from Equus quagga, 6771 nucleotides. It is a transcript of the gene PLXNA3, whose product is annotated as plexin A3. The transcript has 33 exons. Gene Ontology annotation, cellular component: semaphorin receptor complex. The record is from RefSeq and is a predicted model, not a curated record. Lineage: Eukaryota; Metazoa; Chordata; Mammalia; Perissodactyla; Equidae. Gene Ontology annotation, biological process: positive regulation of axonogenesis; semaphorin-plexin signaling pathway involved in axon guidance; regulation of cell shape. Gene Ontology annotation, molecular function: semaphorin receptor activity; protein binding. Bases 164 to 5782 code for a protein of 1872 amino acids.